Messenger RNA from Dentiscutata erythropus, 1386 nucleotides. The record is from the annotation of a GenBank genome assembly. Lineage: Eukaryota; Fungi; Glomeromycota; Glomeromycetes; Diversisporales; Gigasporaceae.
AUGGAUCUAUUUCAUAUUCUUGGCAGUGGUGCCAGAUUCGAUAAAAAAAGAUUUAAUGACGAUAUUUCACUUUUUGAGCCUCAAAAACAAAAAAAACCUGUCAAGAACGUUGUUAAUGAUCGUGAAACUCAAGCAAGUCUUCUUCAAGAAAUUGACUUUUUUCACAAUAGUAAAUCGGCCAUUAUCGAAACCCUUGGUAACGAACAAUUACCUAAUGAAGGUCAAAAUGUUUCUGAUCUUCAUAAUAUAUAUGGAUUUCAACAAUAUUUAUGUAAGAAUUUGGAUUCUGCUGGAUAUAAACAACCCACACCGGUUCAAAUGCAAACUAUACCAAUUAUUCUACAUGGACGAGAUGCUAUGGCAAUGGCACCUACAGGUUCUGGUAAAACUUUGGCCUACAUACUACCAAUUUUACAUGAUUUAAAUAGUCACAAGAAAAUAGGUUAUCGUGCAUUAAUAAUAUCACCGACUAGAGAAUUAGCAAAACAGAUAUAUAUUGAGUUCAAAAAGAUGUGUGUUGGUAAGAAAUUUAAAAUUUGCAUGCUUACGAAAGCAACUGCUGCCACACAAGCACAAGAUCCUCAUUUAAGACAAAAAUUUGAUAUUUUAAUUAGUACUCCUCUUCGCCUUGUUCAUGCUAUCUCACAAGAUAAUAUCGACUUGAAAAAUGUACGACAUUUAGUCUUGGAUGAAGCGGAUAAGCUUCUAGAACUUGGAUUUUUGGAACAAACAGAUGAAAUUUUUGCUGCAUGCUCUAAUAUUAAAUUACAAAAGUACUUGUUUAGCGCGACACUUCCUUCAGGGGUUGAAUCUUUGGCAAAUAAUUUCAUGAAAGAUCCCAUCAGGAUUGUUGUAGGCUUAAAAAAUGCUGCAACAGAAACUAUAAAGCAACAACUUAUUUAUGUUGGUGAAGAAAAUGGAAAAUUAACUGCUAUACGGCAAACGAUUCAAGAAGGUGGAUUAAAACCACCUGUUCUUAUUUUUGUUCAAUCAAUUGAACGUGCUAAAGAAUUAUUCCAUGAAUUAAUUUAUGAUGGUAUUAAUGUUGAUGUUAUUCAUGCUGAGAGAACAAAAGCUCAGAGAGAUUCAAUUGUUUUAAAUUUUCGUCAAGGAAAAAUAUGGGUGCUGAUAGCUACUGAGUUGAUGGCACGUGGUAUAGAUUUUAAGGGAGUAAACUUGGUUAUAAAUUAUGAUUUUCCACAAUCGAUACAAAGUUAUAUUCAUAGAAUUGGUAGAACUGGUAGAGCUGGUAAAUCGGGUGAAGCCAUUACUUAUUAUACAAAAGAAGAUGCUCCUUAUUUGAAGAGAGUAGUAGUUUCUAAAGAUAAUUUUCAAAAUUCUGUCUCUGCAUUAACACCAAGACCAUUUUUGGAAAUGUCCAAAUGA